CAUUGAACCUAAGGAAGGCACGUGACAAAACGUUACUUACGAAGCAAAUUUUAGACAUAAUGAACACUACUCAUGCUCAAUUGUGAAGAGCUGAAGAAAGAGUGAGCCUUGCCUUCUUCUUGGGGUCGGAGGACACAAGACAAGAUUGAUGUCGGCUAUCAAUCGUAAUCCACCAAAAAAACGAAAGAGUAGUACUUUUAACUAUGAAGCUCAAUCUGCUGCUCUGCAACGUGCUAAAGAGAUACAAGCUAAAUUAUCUCCUGAAUUCCCAAGCCUUCUUAAGUGCAUGCAUCCAUCUCAUGUAUCUGGAGCAUUUUGGCUUAGUCUUUCAACCAAGUUCUGUCAGAUGCAUUUGCCAAAGGCUGAUACCAUUAUUACUCUGGAAGAUGAAAGUGGGGAACUAUAUGAAACCAAAUAUAUUGCUGAUAAGGUGGCCUUGAGUGGUGGAUGGAUGAGGUUUUCCAUAGCUCAUAACUUACAUGAGAUGGAUGUUCUCAUAUUUCACUUGGUCAAACCUUCCAAGUUUAAGGUGUACAUUGUAAGAUCUCAGGGGUCAGAUGAAGUGGAUGGUGCUCUUGGCAUGCUCAAGUUAGAUAAGUGCAGAAAAACAAAUGAUGAAGUUAGUAGUGUUCUUGACACUACUCGAGGAAAUGAUCCAAGGAUGAUUUUUGGGGAUAACUUAUCUCAAUCAGAUCAGCUUGAAAAUGAAAGUAAAGAUUUAUUCUCAGAAACUUCAGAAUCUGUUAUCAAUAGUUUCGAACAAGUGACUGGUAUUGAAAAUUUCAUCAUCAUGGUGAAUGGUUUGGUUAUCUAUUCGGAGCUCUCUGAACGCCUUUGGGUGAAGUAUUACGAGCUAUGCCGCAGCCAAAGAUGUUUUCUUCAUGAUAAUCUUGUUAGCGGUCUUAACAGCAAACUGGUGGUUGGAAUGAUUACUGAGACCAUUAACAUUGCUGAUGCCAUUAAAGCCAGCAAGGUUACAACCUCUAUGGAUAAUUUUGUUACAUGGGACAAAACAUUGAAAGCCUUUGAGGGCAUGGGCAUGAAUGUGAGCUUUUUAAUUACUCAGCUAGACCACCUCAUGAAACUAGCCCUGAAACUAAAAAGGCACAAAGAGGCAAGACUUGAACGUCUCCAUGCUAAUGAGAAGUUGAAAGCUCUAGAAGCAAGAGUUUUGGAAGUGAAAAAGACCAUAAGGGGACUUGAUGAAGAGAUUGCCAUGGAGGACAUGAACCCUGAGAGGGUGGAGACUAUGUUUCAAGAACUGGUUAAUGCUCCUUGGUGAUGUAGCUGCUUCUUAGCUUUGACAUAAGUUCUAGUAUAUAAUAUGAUAUAAUAGACUUAGCAAAAGAAAUAGUUUGAGCAUUAGGAGGAACAUGAAAGAGCCAAAUAGUCUGAGAAUUAGGAACAUGAAAGAGCCUUGCUUGCUCUUGCUAUUAGAACUUCACAGUUGUUCUGUUUC
Lotus japonicus is the source of this 1459-nucleotide messenger RNA. Its product is annotated as B3 domain-containing protein Os01g0234100-like. Bases 149 to 1282 code for a protein of 377 amino acids. The transcript has 6 exons. Gene Ontology annotation, molecular function: DNA binding. The record is from RefSeq and is a predicted model, not a curated record. Lineage: Eukaryota; Viridiplantae; Streptophyta; Magnoliopsida; Fabales; Fabaceae.